Molecule: messenger RNA, 1440 nt
Organism: Raphanus sativus (radish)
Lineage: Eukaryota; Viridiplantae; Streptophyta; Magnoliopsida; Brassicales; Brassicaceae
Exons: 5
Coding region: 163-1098 (311 amino acids)
Source: RefSeq, a predicted model, not a curated record
CGCUAAAUCAAAAUCAAAAUCAAAAUCAAAAUCGUAGAAGAGAAGAGAGAGAGAGACCUUCUCCAAAUCACAGCUUUGUAACGAUUUUGGUCGUUACCUGUGACUACGGUAUCUAUCUCGUGUGAAUUAACUAACGGUUUUAAAUUUUGACCGUUAAGAAAGAUGGCGGCUCCUUCUCCUUCUCUGACUAACAAUGGUCUCUCCGCCGCCGUGACGCCUCCCAGGUCUCGCCGUGGUCAGAACAAACCCAUGUGUAUCCAAUGCGGCAACGUCGCUCGCUCCAGAUGCCCCUUUCAAUCUUGUAAGCGUUGCUGUUCAAGAGCAGAAAACCCCUGCCCGAUUCACGUUCUUAAAGAAGUUGCAACUUCUUCUGCUGAGAAAACAGUGCCAAGUACUCCAUCAUCAGAGCACAAAGUAUCCGAGGGCACUCCGCGGAGUACAACUAGGUUUUCAUCAAUCCGCCAUCUUUCUGCCAACUUUGCUCAGUUUAAUAACCUGAAUGCUGCUGCUCGCAAGAGAAAGCCUUUGACUAUUAAGGAUGCUCAAGCGUUAAACGAGUGGCGGUUUACAAAGCUGAAAGAGUACAGAGACAGAAACAUUCAAGUGGAGAAUGAAGCUUUUGAUCGGUACAUGAAUAAUGUGAGUUUACUCGAAGAAGCCUUUUCACCCGCAUUUGUUCCUGAGCGAAACAAGGAGGAAAUAACUGUUUCGGAGCUUAAGCUGAGGCUGAGAUCAAACUCCGCAAGAACAGAGAGCUUCAAGAAGCGGAUCACAGAGACUGUCAAAGCCGGUUUGGUGAAGGUUCAGAAACGGGGUGGCAAAUCAGAUGAUCAAGAUGAAAUCAAAAGACGUAAAUGGGAAGAGAAGACUUCAGCUUUGAAUGAAAUCAUCGACAAACUGAACAAAGCAAGAACCGAAGAGGAUCUCAGAUCUUGCCUUGAGUUGAAAUCAAAGCACUAUGGUCAAGUUUCUUCCAGUUCUACAUCCGAACAAAACAGGAUUUUCCCUGCUUAUGCCCGAAAAGUUGAGUUCAGUGAAGAAGCAUUUCAAGAAACUGGCGAGCAACUACAAUCUUUUGACCAAAAUAUAACUUUGUGAAAGACGGUCACGUCAAUAUGAAUGUAUUGGUGGCAAGUUAAAACUUCAUUGGCUACAUUGAUAACGUGAGCAAAGAUCCUUCAAAGGCAGUCCUCAAGAUUGUUGUAAAGCAGUGUUGAGCAUAAAUUAGCUAUUGAAUGGAGAAAGCUUUGUUGAUUAUACCUCAUUGGAUCUUUCUUUCACUGUAUGUUGUUUUUUAGAUUCAAAAUUACUUACUAUAAAAAAAAAUUACUCAUUAUAUAUAUAUUCUAAAAUCAUUUUAUUAUGUUGCAAAAUCACUCAUAAACUAAUUGUAGUUUUUCUAUUUAAUUAUCUAAACUGGAGUUGUGAUGUUAUGUUGGA